Penicillium cataractarum is the source of this 831-nucleotide messenger RNA. RefSeq lists its product as uncharacterized. The record is from RefSeq and is a predicted model, not a curated record. Lineage: Eukaryota; Fungi; Ascomycota; Eurotiomycetes; Eurotiales; Aspergillaceae. The transcript has 2 exons. Bases 1 to 831 code for a protein of 276 amino acids.
AUGGUUUCUACUCUCCUGGGCGCUUUCUUCGAGAUGAAAGUGCUUCAGUCUUUAAUCUUAAUAUUCACCGGGCUUGCGUCUAUUGCCGUGGCGAGCGAUAGCAACAACUAUUUCACGAACCCAGCCUCCAACACCGGCAUUAACCCCGUCUGGACACUGGGUGACAAACAGGUCAUUGCGUGGAAAACAACCCUAGGAGUCUUCAAUGUCUCCAUCUGGCAACAGAGCCUUGUACAACAAAGUGCCGCAAGCCAGGGAAAUAUCUAUUCUAAAAUCCACUCAUCCGACAAAGUUACAAACUUUACUUGGGUCGUGCAACUAUACGGAUUCGAUCUGUCCUAUUCAAAUGUCUUUUUCCUAUGGAUCAACCCUGACGAAGACGGCGGCUUUGUCUCAUCGUAUUUCAACAUAACCGAGCCAUCAUCCACCACAACCACCGCAUCGACAGCCACAUCUACCGCCACGGACGUGCUCAGCACGGCAAUCACUUCCCCUUCGUCAUCAUCCCUAUCGUCAUCCUCGGGUUCAUCAUUAUCUUCGUCUUCAUCCUCCAGCCCAACGGCAGCUGCAGACUCCGCGCUAACAACAACCGGGAAAAUUGCUAUGGGCGUUGGAGUGGGUCUUGGAGUUCCGAUAUUAUGCGCCUUAGCAGUCUUGAUUUUCCUUAAAUCGCGGUCCCUGAAGAAAAAUGCUGCGGCUCAAAAUGCUGCGCAGUCUGGAAUGGCCCAGCCGCGGGUUUAUGCGCAGAAUCGCCAAUCACGAUUACAGGAGAUGAAUGGCUUGAGUAAGCAGAAAUCACCUUUUGAGUUACCCAGUCAAGACUAUAUAUAA